GCGGGCCACAUCGAUUUCCGUCGGAAAUGGCGCACCCUGCAAAACGGUCAAGGUAUGAUGUUCUUGCCGCAGCUACCGCUCAGUUCUACAACACUACAGGGACAGUACCGGGAAGCCUUCACCUGGCAACUGAUAUCUCCUAUCUAGUUACUAAUCAACCGAGUUGCACUAUUGUCGUUGCAGACAUCCCGGAAGGUUGUACAGAAAGGGAUUUGAUUGGUCUUUUCAGCAGAUACGGGCAGAUUAAAAAUGCCAAGCUGGUAUGCAGUGGUCGAGCUGCUCUUGUUGAGUUUUGUGAAAUUUCUCCUCCCACUAGACUUGUCCACAUGGCGAAAAUCAACCCUUUUUGUGUCGGUCCGAAUCGCGUUAGGCUGGAAUUUUCUUCCGAAACAAUUACUCCUGUAAUUGACCGCAAACAUCAAUCACAGUCUUCAGCCUUGGACAACAAUGCCCCUACACGCAUUCUUCAUUUAGAUAUUUCAAAUGCUGAAUACCCAAUAACUGUCGAUGUAAUAAAGGCAAUCUGUUCUCCUCAUGGGAAUAUCCUAAGAACCUUUAUUGGGAAAAGAAUGUUGACCGUUCAUUAGAAGCUCUUGUUGAAUUUGAAAAUGUUGAAGAGGCUAGGGCAGCCAAAGAGCAGCUUGAUGGUGCUGACAUAUAUUCCGGUUGUUGUAAUCUUACGGUUGCAUAUUCCCGUCUUCAACGUGUUCAUGUGACUCAGAACGAUAGUGAGUCCUGGGAUUUCACUGGUCCAAGUGGCAAUUUAGAAGGACCUCUGAACAAUUCUUCCACUCAGCGUACGCUACUUGGCUCCAGUAGCUCCGCCUCCCAAUUCAGCCGUAGCUUCUGCAAUCUUACCACCUCCUGCAGCCGCCCCAUUCCCACAUGUGUCUCCGAUGUAUGGCGCACAACCCUACCCUCCCUCCCAAACACCGAUGGGUUACUAUGGAGUGGGUCCACUUAUUCCUCCGGCGUGCGCUGUCCCUGCCGUGACACCGUUUGCCUCUCCAUAUCCAGGUUACUGGCAACCUAAUAUGAUCCCGGCUGCUGGUAUCCAGUCACUCAGGCCACAAGCUUCGACUGGUUUCACACCACCAUCACAAAUCAUAAUACUUCCAACCCCUCCUUCAGUUCAUCAAGUAAAUGCUAGCGGAAUUGGGAUUGGUCAUUCAACAUCAAACCUAUCUGUAUCAACUCCGGCUGCUCGUCAAUCGGACUUGUCAGUUUUUGAAGCUAUUGAAGGUGUAGUUUUAAUGGCCAGCAAUAUACCACAGCGCAUGAAUUGUGAUCAUCUGUUCAAUUUAAUUUGUCUGUAUGGUAAUGUUGCACGGAUUAAGUUCCUGAAGACACGCCCUGGCUAUGCAAUGGUUCAAGUCGGAAACCCAGAAACAGGUGACCUCAUACAUCGAUACUUCAGUGGAGUGUGUGUGUUUGAGCAAGUUAUUCAGUUUCAUCACAGCAAGGUGACGGAGCUUAAGGAACAUGAAAAUCUGGGGACAUUGGCUGAUGGGUCACCAGUUAUGAAAAAUUACAUGACGGACCCCAACAACCGCUUCCGAAACUCAAUGGUGGCUGCCAAAAGUAGAAUUCUUGAACCUUCUCGCACACUUCAUUUCUUCAAUGCCCCCCUUAAUUUUAGUCCAGAUGACAUUUGCCGAGUGUUCUCAGAUUGUGGUGCCACACCUCCACCCCGUGUUGUAAUAUUCACUUCUAAAGCAGGUCAAAAAAACUUCUCUUGGUAAGUUCUGAUAAUGAUUAACUGAACAUAUAGUAUAUUUAUCCCUAUUGACCAGUUAUUUAUCAAUAAUCCUGAACACAAGCUUAGUCAUAAGUGUUUUUUUCAAUGUAGUGAUUAGAUUACUAUGUGCAUGAUUGAACGUUUAACUUAUGUUAUAAAUAUUACGACUGUUAUACUGAUUACACCUGUACACAACACUACUAUCCGUUAGUCAGCUCUAAAAUAAGUAGUGCUUUGCUGAUCCUCAGGAUAAUAAUUGUUUCCAAAACGCGAAGUUUGUUAUGUUCUUUUGUUCCCAUGAGGAGCUGGAAAUUCACUGAUCUGUACUUGAUAACGGAAUCCCUUCAGAAUCUUCAUACUUUGUCCAGUGCGUAACACAUUUCAUCAGCACUAUGAAUUGUAACGGUCUCUUGUUCAAUUCCAAAAAAUAUCCCAUUUGCGUUUAGUUCACUAAGACGUAAGACACUAGUUUGUAGCCUUUGGUUGCUGAAAAGAAAGAAUAUAAACAGUAUGAAGCUAAUUUUUCAGUGUAUGUAAUGUAUAACUGUGCAUCAGCCGACAAAAGCUUCGUAAGGUAUGCUAAAUGCGACUGCAAAUACCUAGCAUUCCAAUAUUUUGUUACAUAUAACUAUGGAGACUACUUAUUUCGGAUGGUAGUUUUCAGUGAUUAUUUUGACAUGAAAAUCCUUGUUAUGGUCCUUGGCAUAUUGGUGAGUGCCAUGCAUAUAUUGGUCCCAAGUUUGACGAAAUAUGUCGACCUCAUAAAGGGAUUGACUACCAACUUUUUGACCAAGGGUCGAUGAAAGGUUACUAACUUUGAAGGUGCAAGGAAAAGAUAACUAGACGUUCGCUUGAAGCUUAAAGUAAAAUUGAUCAGUUUGGGCACCAAGUAACUCAGUGAGAAUAAUUGGAAAAUAGACAAAUCAAUGUGAAAAUAUUGUAGGGCCUUUCCACCAACCCAUAAGUAUCUCUAAGUAGUAGUAUUCCCACUCAACUAAGUAGAAGCCUAUAGGCUCGUCGGAAAAAAGGGCCUUGCAAAGAGUGCGCGACUGGAAAGUAAAUGGACGCGUUUAAGGUUCAUGGUACGUGUAAUUAGGAAAAAUCGAUAUCUACGGUGAGGCGGACACGUUGGAGCAUACACUAUGAAGUGCAGACGGACGCAUCAUAAUCUACACUUUCUUAUCACUUCCGAAGACUUCGAACUUAAAUAUUUACUCAAACACCGAUAGUGGUACAAGAAGGCACCAAAUAUAUACACGCCACAUAAUUCACUCAAUUUAUGUGAAGGCUGUCAUCAGUAAGAGUAUAGGAUAUUCGUAGCUUACUAGUAUUUGAUCAUAGGUGUCUUCGAAACAUUGCUCGUAUAUCUUGGGACCAUCGAGUAAGUAAUACAGUUGUUAGGAAACGGGUACCAUGUAAAGAAGGCAAAUCAACUGAUGAAGUGGUGAAAGUUCAUCAGUUGAAAUGACUGGGACACGUGUUACGUAUGCCCAACCACCGACUGCCCCGACGUGCGAUGUUUUAUGUUGCAGGAGUAGGUUGGAAGAAAGAUAAGGGCGGCCAGGCCAAAACAUGGCGCAAAUCCUUGAAGUCACUGACAAGUGAGCUGAGUCAUAUCGGUAUGUGUAGACUACCUGGUUGGGGACCGCGAGAUGAUAGCAACCGAUGGUUAGAGACCCUGAAUGACAUGGCUCAAAAUUGUUUGCAAUGGUGCAGGUGCAUCCACUCUUUGUGUUCUCCCGAAUUCUAAUCUUCCGAACUCUCCAUGUCCCUGUUUCCCUCUUUCCAAAUUUGUUUCACUGGAUUAUACUCCUUGAAUAACAUCUUCAAACCCUAAUCUUUCCGAUUACUGCUUAAACUCUUACUACCUCUACCACUACGGGAUUUAAAUCGACAACUGCAUCCUUGUGCUAAUGCGGCAUGGCAACUCGAACUGAUGUACGUGCGUGCGAAGUUCUACGUUGUUACUGUCUGACGGACUGACGUGGAGGCUGAGAUACUACCUAUGUGCCAAAACCGAGUCAGGUGGUUUUACUAAGGGGUUACACCGCGAGCCUUUGACCUAGAGGUCUAAUUCACAUGAUAAUGGAUCAACGUUAGGCAAUAUAGUCCCAUGGUAUCCGGUUACCAACAAUAGGUUCGUACUACAUUCGUUCCCUCAGGAUCCUGGAUCCCGUGUGACCAUUGGUUUGGAAUCAGGGUUUUCCAAAUCCCUGGGUAGAUUCUCGGAAUCCACCAACCCGGUUAAAGCGAUAGACAUUCGCGUUUUGUCCUCUCAAUUUCGUAAAGAACAUUAAUACCACGAGAAGGCAGUGAGUAGGACUUCCUUUGUAGUGGCUGUAUGCACGUGGACAUGUGAGAGCAUUUCAUGAUGGAGAGCUGACUCUACCCUCGACCAUAUCAGGGCAUUUGAGGGCUCAAACUUCGAAAAGCGUUGUGAGCUAUAAUGAACACACCAGUAUAGAACGUAAAACCGCCGCAAGUAUGCAUUACAUGUAUAUUCGGAAUGCACAGAUAGAAACCUGUACAUUCCAUAGUAUACACAUACGUAUAGAUGCGAUCACCCCAGACCAAGAAUGGUUGUAUGCCUAACGUAGUGCAGUAUCUAGUUUUCGUAGCCUAUAUGUGUACUUUCAUUGGUCUUGUACAUAGUCGAACUUUUGUGAAUUACCCAAAAGUUAAUAAAUUAGGGGUAUUAAAAACGUGUCUAGUUAUUGUCGUGCUUGUUUGCCUAUGUGUUACUGAAUAAUAACCAUAUUUGACAAGAUUCUAUAAAUCAGUGUAAAUGGAAAACAAGGUAACAUUCGAUUAUAUGAAUAGUAGUUUAUUUAUCUCUACAUCUACUUGACUACCGCGUAUUUGUAUCGAAUCCCAGUUUUUGUACAUUAAAGUGUUCUCUUCAGGUGAUUUCCGACGAGAAACGUCAAUCAGUUAGUCAAUGUGAAAACCAUUAAGUCCAAACUUUAUUAUAAAUAUCCAAUAUGAAAAAUGACUGAAUGUAAGUUUUUAUUUCUCUUGGACAGGAUUGGUAGAAUGGGAUACGUUGACUGAGGCUCUUGAGGCCCUCAUUUUGGCAAAUCACCGGCCAGUUCACUUAUCUGGAUACGCUCAUCCUUUUCAUCUAAAAAUUGCCUUUAGUCCGAAACCUAUAUCAGAUGACAGAGCUGGCAUUUCGCUGAUACGUUAUCCUGCACCUCCUUUGAUGCCCGGACACCAUGGAUCGUUGGCGAUAAAUGGUCAGCGAAAUGACAAGGCUCCUGGUGGCGGUUCUAAUGGGGAACAAGAGGAUGAAUUAGAUAUUCUGUCGAAAAUGGAGAAAGCCGAAGGUUGUGCAAAGCCUAAAUCAAAGGGUGACUCAGCGGAUGCUAAAUCUGAUUCAACUAAAUUUCCAGAAGAUGAAUCCAAUGGUGCACCAAAUUCGUCGGGAGUGACCGGAAACGAAACUUAGACGUGCGAUAGCGAACUGAUAUAUUUCAGUAUAUUUAACACCCGCGUUUCAUUAUGCUUAGCUUAUUAAUGGCCACUUGCAAAUGACAUGAUUGUGAAAAGUAGGAUUCACAAUACGUCGGCGAGAGUAAUUUUGUUCUGUGCUGGUGAUGCUUGGUGACUUUUCAAUCAUCGCCAAAGUACUGCUGCUAUCCAGUGGCCGAAGUUCGACCAUGUGUGUUUGGGGGAAUUGGUGAUAAUCUGAUUGACCUCACGAUUUUUGAAACACCGGUUUCGGUGGCCUAGGUAUGGUUUACGGACUUCAACCCAGCGGCUUCGACUUUAUGCAUUAUUUUUCCUGCGGAACUUGUUUGUUCAAUAAUAGUUUAUUGAAUACUAAUUUUCUCAUUCAUCCCAUGCGGUUGGUCAUAUGUAGCUGUUUAAAAAAUUUCGCUAUGUAUUGUGACUUACAAGUAUUCUAAUGGAUGGCAAAUGCAGUUGUUACGUAACUUCGUACCUCUACCAAGUGAGUGGUUUCUGCUAAAUCAUCAACAUUAUGUUAAUUACCAAUGAUCACAUGGAGGUAUACGUCCAGCAAUUCGGCUGAAUGACUUCCAGCGUGUGGGAUCAAAUAGUCUUAGUAAUUGUUCACUAAAAAGCUGAAAGGUAGGGGUUUCAUACGAUUUUCCCUGAUUAUGAAUGGGAAAAAUAGGAAAAAAAGACCGUAGCAGAAUAAUAUCAAUUCAGUUAUUCCUUAAAUCUCCCUCAGCUGCUUACAACCUUGAGACCAUUUUGUUAAUUACUGGAAAAAUGAGUAGCCCGUUGUUCUCCCAUUAUUCAAAUCUAUACAUGGAAGGAUUGUAUGAAAUUCUCAAAGAAACGUCUUCCCGUUGUUAAUGUUUCUGAAUGCAUGAUUCAUAUUUCAGGUAAUUUCUGCAGGGUGGUUACAUUUUUGGUUUAGUCCUUAGGUUUGGCCACCAUACGACCAACUCCGUUAAAUAAGUUAUUAAUCUAGAUAACUAGUCUUAUAGAAAUUACUGUAGUGUCUUGAGCAGAUUAAAUUAUUCAAUUUUUCGCACUAUUGACAAUUGAGUCAAAUUCAUCAUGAUCUAAUUUAUUUAGUCCAUCUAAUUCAUUGUGAUACAGAUUUGUGGCUUAGAUAAAUGGGUUAGACGGUAUUAUGAUCCCUAGAUGUUUCAAUCGCUUAAUGCUCAUUGUAGUUUUGGACAUCAUCAGUUGCUUAUCUGAUUUCUACACUUUCAAAUAAAGAAACAACCGGAAUUGUAACAGGACAACGUGUUGUGGAUCCUCCUCAACUACUUACAACCUAAAAACAUUGAUAAAAAUCAUUCGAAAAAAACACAUCUAUGUACAUUAUAUCAGUAAAGGAUUGAAUAAAACUAAGUUUGACAUGUAGAUGUAGGAUAAUAUAAUAUAAUAAUUAUGAUGAAGAAUCUGUUGAAAUCCUGGUUUAUUUCUAGGGUAAAUACAUGAAUAUUCUAGGAACAAAGAUUGAAAAGAGAAUUUCUAUCGAAAUCAUCAUGUAGUAAACUACUUAAUAAUUAAUUAGAGAAUAUGGAUUAGUUGAGUAAAACUGUUAUAAUUUGUGGCCGCAGAUUAGAGAUCAGUGAAUUAUCGACCGGACCAAGGACGCAUAAAACACGCGCGAGCAGUCUAGAGUCCUUAUCAGUCCUGCCUAGCCCAGUCAGUUUAGUCCAGAACACAAAUCUAAGCCUUUGUGAUAUGAAUCAUUUAUUUCAAAUUUACGGGGUUUAUAUACCAACCAAACAGUACACAUCGUACCAAUAAUAUAGGAAACAACAGUUGUGGCUGUGAAUGAGUGAGGUAGUAAUUGAUUGACAGGGCAUAAUUCAAGAAUGGUAAGUGGUGUAUUAAUAGUUCAUAGGUCAAAAUAAAGCUCAUACUAAGAGGGAUAUGAAUAGUUUAGUUAUUUAGCAAUUAUACGAUAGAAAUAUAUGUAUAGUACUGGUCCAUAAUGGAUCCCAACAGUUACCAUUCAUUAUGCUUAUUGGAGCCUAACAAGCUCAGAAGUAAGAAAUUCGCAUUUAUAAUUAAGGUCAUGGGAAAGAACUUAUGUAACAUUCUUUUGGAAAUAAGGUCACUUGGUAUAAAAACGAUUGAUAAUUAUCUUCUAGAUAUAGAAACUUGGUUGGAAUCUAUUUAUAUAGUAACCACUUCUGUAGUGGAUAAUAAAUGUGAUAUAUUUUUGUUGGUCGAUUACUUAGAAGGAUUCUGAAACAUCAACAUUAUGUCCAUCGUAAAGCAAUUGUACUAAUGUGCAAUUUUGUUGAUUUAAUCGCAACUUUUGUGGAAUGUGUUCGGAGUUUCGGAUAUAAAACUUACCUUCUGUUCUGAUGUUUGUGCUAUAGUAAAUGUGCGUAAAUUAGUGGAGACAAGAUAACGUGUGAAUGCUUACAGUUCGAUUGUUUCAGUUAGCGUUUUGUGUGUUAUAGAAGGACCGUCUCGGAGGCUGGAUACGCCCUUUUCAUUAUUGCCAUUAAUCUAAAAUCAAUUAAUCUUCCCUGUUAUUUUGUCACACUUGAAGUCAAGUUAUAGGAAGACAGGAUUUUCCUCAAUAGUAGUAUAUUUCAUUCCCUUUAUUCUAGUCGUUUGAUGCUUAGUCAUGGAUUUUUGUGGAUAACCUUAAUCACUCAAGCAACAUUCGACUAUGGUUAAUCCCUCAAUUCCAUCCUCAGAAGAUGCUAUUCCAUUAAUUACUGAAGCUAUGAUGCUUCAAGUAUAGCCCACUUUACAUGUCUCUUCAAUAAGUACGCCUUUACAAAUGACCACUCCGAUUACUGGUAGUAUUGAAAUCUAAAAAACGAAACACUUCAUAUUCCAUCAUAAAUGCAAUGUACAGACAGUGACGUAUCCAGCUCACACAGACUUUCGCGUUUUACCAGAAAAUAUGUCAGAUGUAUCAAAUGAUGGUCAGAAAUCUAAUACAAUUUUGAUAGAUGCUAAUUACCUUGAUGAUCGAUUAUCUACAAAUGAAAUUCCCAAUAAAUUUGGUCACAAUAUUUCAGAAGAAUCAAACUUCGAUGACCUCAUGGCAAGCAUCGUUCAACCUCCCCACUCAGUCACUUUCAGUCGGUUCUCUGCUCAGUGUGACAAACAUGUCUUAAAUAAAUUCAAAUUAAUUGUAACUUGAGCAUAUGAGGAUCCAACACUGUUUCGUGGGGGGAGGAUGAAUUCGGAAAAAUUAAAAUUCGGAUUUUCAACAAAGGAGAACUGAUAUGACGGAAAGAAAAGUCAAUUUUCGAUUGAUUUACUCAUUAUGAGUCUUAUUCAACAUUCAACAUCCGUUCUAAUUCAAUGUAAUGUUUACUCAUUGAAGUAUUCGUUUUUGUUUCCCCGUAUGAUAUUUUAUUCUGUAUAAUAUGCGAGAUAUUCUUGUAUUCCAUUGACAUGAACUAUGCUCAAUAUGUGAUUUAUUAUAACUCUAAGUAUUUUUCAUAUAUGUGAUUUCAAAAUGGGUGUACAAUCAAUAUAUAAAUGAGUGUAUUUUCUACUAGAGUUGUCGUCGUCGUGUUUUGGAGUUAAUAAAUCAUCAUUUAUACCAGUCUUUUUGUUCUUACUUUCGUAUCGUGGGAACAUAACAGCUCUAUCGAAAAAGAUCCAAUGCACGAGAAACAUGUUAAUAAUAAUUACAUGCAACACAUAUAUCAUUAAUAUUCCUGACAUUCAACGUUAUCAUUAGUUGCUAAUUUUAUUAUAGAUCUAGAUUACCCAGAAUUGAACCAAAACGACUAUCCAUAACCAUUUCACCAAUUUGAGCUGCGAAUUUCUAUCACAAUAACUUUUAGAUGGACUGGUAAAUUGGAUCACCUCAAGCUUUGAUCUAGAGGUCUAAUCUACAAGGCAGUGAAGCAAAAUUAGGCAAUGCAAUCCCAUGGUAUCCGGUUAUCAACAGUUGGUUCAUACGUCAUUUGUUCGUUCAGAAUCCUGGAACCCAUGUGACCAUUGGUUUGGAAUCAGGGUUUUCCAACUCUCCUAGGUAGAUUCUCUGAAUCCACCGACCCGGUUAAAUCGAUGAAUGUUCACUCUUCGUUCUCUCAUUUUUGUAAACAACAGUAAUGCCCCGAGAAGGCAUUGAGUAGGACUUCCCUGGUAGUGGUUGUAUAGGCGAGGCCAUUUGGGAGCAUUUCGAGAGGGAGAGCUAACUCUCCACACUCUUGGUCGUACCAGGGAAUUUUGGGGGUUGGGUCAUGAUGGGUUUGACUCACUUGUCAAUAGUACGAAGAACUGAAUAAUCUGCACUCCAAAAAUUGAUUUGUUCAAGACAAUACAUUAUUGUAUAGUUCGUGUUCUCUUGAUCGAUGGUGUAAUUAUGUGCCAGUGGAAUAAUUUUGAUAAGACUAGUUAUCCAGACUAAUAACUUAUUUAACGGAGUUGGUCGUAUGGUGGCCAAACCUAAGGAUUAAAUCAGAAUUAUCAAAUAAUAAUGGCUAACGUUCUUCGUUUUGCCUUCUAAAAUCCCGACGAUUUAUACACAAUUAGUUAUUUACUGACUAGAUCUAGAGAUUAAAUGAUGUCGUUGACGAUUGAACCUAAAUUAAGAGAAAAACAGGGUAUAGAUUUAUUUUGCCGUCAUUAAUAAAAAACAAUUAGUAUGAGUGAAACAGACUGAUUUCACAGAUUUAUUUUACACCAAUAACUAGUCAGAACUGAUUGACGUUUGGUUGAAUGUAGCUCAUUGCUGAUUAAUUAGCUGAGUUACCUUAUGAAGAUUAUGAAGCAUUUUUAAUCCCUCUCCUAACACAAUCCAUUAUCAGUUUAGGGGUUGUGGAGAUUGUUAAGUUUUUGAUUGAGAUCAUGAACCGAUUGAUGUUAGACGACCACUGAAAACCUGGAAGCACUGAACGACCGUUUUGUCCUAUUGUGGGGCUUCUCCACAGUGCACAUCCACAACCCGGCCUAGCGGGGUCUGAACCCAAGGCCUUCAGUCUCGCUUUCGAACGCUUAACCUCUUGACCACUGAGUGGGCAUCCAAUUGUGUUAAUGUCUAACCUCAACCAAUCCAUUAGACACUAACACCACUGGAUGCCGGCUCAGCGGUCCACUAUGUUGGGCGUUUGCGAGCGAGUCCGAAGGCCCUGGGUCCGAAUCUCACGAGUGGGGCCUUGGAUGGGCACUGAUAAAGAGUCCCAAAAUAGGAAGAAACGGCCGUCCAGAGCUUCUAGGUUUUCAGUGCUGGUCUAACAUCAAUCGGUUCAUGAUCUCGAUCAAAUAAAACAAUCCAUUAUGUAGGUUUAGAAUUCUGAACUAGUUUUUUCUCAUUCUGUGACACUUCUUAUAUAAAUUUAUUAUUGGAAUCGGUUUCUAAUAACUCUUUGAAAAAUGAGUCACA
This is a messenger RNA of Schistosoma haematobium, 10535 nucleotides long. RefSeq lists its product as uncharacterized. The coding region runs from base 897 to 1742 and encodes 281 amino acids. Gene Ontology annotation, molecular function: mRNA binding. Gene Ontology annotation, cellular component: nucleus. Gene Ontology annotation, biological process: regulation of RNA splicing. The record is from RefSeq and is a predicted model, not a curated record. The transcript has 3 exons. NCBI's taxonomy places the organism in Eukaryota, Metazoa, Platyhelminthes, Trematoda, Strigeidida, Schistosomatidae.